CAAAUUCUUCAGUCAAUCAACUAUGGGGAAGCUGUCAUUUUCUUUGAAACCCAAUUUUUUGGGUUUAUUAAAAUUUUUAAACAGUUUUAACUGGUUCAUCGUAUUCUUUAGCUUAGUUAAUCUUUCAGUAUGCAUUUACGAGGACCAAAUAGGAAAAUUCGACUGGCGUCAGUCCUACGUUGGGAGAAUAAAAUUCGCUCAGUUUGACACAGUAUCCACUGCCAAGAAAAUUAUAGUUGCUACCGAAGAGAACGUUUUAGCGGCUUUGAAUCUCAAGACGGGACAAGUUGUUUGGCGUCAUGUAUUUGAGAGUGCAUCUACAGGAAACAUUGAGCUGUUACAUGUUGCUGAAAAAGUUGUCACUGUAUCAGGAUCCAACCCAUAUCUUGUCCGAGGAUGGGACUCUGCAACAGGAGUCCUGCUCUGGGAAUGGUCCCUCACCCUACAGAACAACGACCAAGCAGAGUUCUCGGAAUGGUUUGUUGAGAACAGUGCACUUGUGCACAUGCUGCCAGUGUUUGGUUCUCACAUUGAAGUGUCAAUGUACAACCUGAUGACUGGACAGAACAGAGGUUCCACUUCCAAAUUACCAGCUCUUUGGACCAAUGAAGGAUGUGUUUUAUCAGCACCAUAUUACACCUGUUUGUCAGGUAACCCAGGAAGCCAUCUGUUAAUAUCUAUGGACUUGACUUCCAAUGCAGUACAGCUGAUAAGCAAACCUCUCUCCCAGUUGAUCACUAACGAAUACGACAGCAGUUUACGGUCACUCGAUGGCAACAGCAUAGUACCUGGUUUCAUCCUUGGAGAUAAGAAGAUUAGCAUGAUAAAGAAUAAUGAGUUUGACUUUCUGUCUGUAGAAUUGAUGGAUCCGUCAGCUAGUGUGGCCAUAGUUGACAGUUCAAAUGGUCUAAUCAUUCUUCAGAUUUGGAGUGAUGAUGAGAAGGGCUUCUUUAUAACGGGUCACAGUUUAGCCACUGGCAAGGAGGUAGCCGAGAUCCGUAGGCCGGCAUCAGGGCUGUCGAUUCCCUCGCCGGAGAUAUCAGCUGUAACUUGCGGCACAUCUCGGGAUGUUCAGCCCUGCCGUCUGCUAGUCACCGCGCAGGACGACGCCUCCCAUCUACUGCAUCAGAAUGGUCGCGUGGUAUGGACGCGCGAGGAGGCACUGGCAUCUGUAGUGGCGGCCGAGUUCGUCGACCUGCCCGUGUCCGACCUAGAUGCCGCCAUCGAGUCCGAGUUCGACCAGAAGGAAGGUUCUGUAUGGGCCGCGUUCUCCCGCCGGCUGCAGCAGCAGUGGCAGCAGCUGCGCACGUUCCUGGCGUCGCUGCAGGCCGGCGAGCAGCGGGACCACUCGCAGCCCCUCGUCAGGGACUACUUCAACCUGCACAAGAUGAUAGUCAUACUCACCGACGUCGGCAAGAUAUUCGGGAUUGACAACCUAACGGGAGAGAUUGUAUGGCGGCGAUACGAGCGGGGAGUCGACGCGUCGCGUGCUGUCUUCUACACGCGGCGACAUGCUUCGCUGCUCACCGUCGUGGCGGCGCACGAGGAGACUGGCAACGGGCUGAUAAUCAGCUUUAACCCGAUCGACGGGUCGUUAGCGGGCGAGCGCCGAAUGCAACUUGAUACGCGGCUACUGCAGUGCACGCUGUUAAAUAAACCGGACCAGGAGAAACUACAUGCGUUGGUGCUGUUGGAUAGCGAAGAAAACGUGCAGGUGUUGCCUCGGUCGGCGGCUGUCCACGUGGACAAUACAUUCAUGUACGUCGCGGACAAGAGCACCGCUAAAAUACAAGGAUACGCGCUCAGAUACGACGGAAAGGAGGUGGUAGCCCAAAAGACAUGGUCUUUGAACUUGGCCGGGGGAGGGGCCGGGUUUGGGCCAGACGGGGAUAGCGGGGCCCACCGCAUCGUGGGAGUGUGGCCCAAACCGUCCGCCGAGCGGGCCCACUCCCCGGGGAGAGUGUUGGGCGACCGCAGCGUCUUAUACAAGCAUAAUAAUCCUAACCUGGUGCUGGUGCUUACCGAGGCCCGGGACCUACAUCAUAAAGAAUCGUGGGUGGUGGCAAUGUGCGUGGACGCCGUAUCGGGGGCCGUGGUGACGUCACAGGUGCAGCGCCGCGCGCGGGCGCUCCCUCUAGCGGUGCAUUCCGACAACUUCCUCGCCUACGUGUACUACAGCGAGAAGCAUCGCCGCCCGGAGAUCGCCACCUUGGAGUUGUACGAAGGCCAGGAGCGUUGGUUAGAAGCGGGCGCCGCGUUCAGUUCGUUCGCCAGCAACAACAAGAUGGCGCUAGUGUCGCGCGCCGCCUACGUGCUGCCCGCGCUGCCCGCUGCCGCCGCCCUCACCAGGACGGAGCGAGCCCUCGCUGCGCGCCACGUGCUGCUGGCGCUGACCACGGGAGCCAUAGUGGAAGUGCCUUGGGCGUACUUGGAACCUCGGAGGCCGGUGACCCCGACUCCUGAACAACGAGAAGAAGGCCUGAUCCCGUAUGCCCCCGAGUUGCCUCUACCCGCUGAGGCCGUCAUCAACUACAACCAGACAUUACACCGGAUCACGAAUAUAUACACCGCGCCUUCGGGCCUGGAGUCCACUAGCUUGGUGCUGGCCGCGGGAUUAGACUUAUUCUACACACGAGUGGCGCCAUCGAAAACGUUCGAUCUCCUGAAAGACGACUUUGAUUACUACCUAAUCGCUAUAGUUUUAUCCGCUCUCAUCGUGGCGACAUACAGCACCAAAUACUUCGCCUCAAGGAAGUUGCUCAAGAUGGCGUGGAAGUGAUGAGGCAUAGUGGGGGAACUUGGACUGUGUUGCAAGGGGCAAAAGGUCGAAUAUGGCUUACAGUCUGCUCUGCAUAGGCAAGAUUUGGCCCUAAAAGGUUUUUAAAAGAAAGACUACUGUAUCAUUAGUUAUCUAAUAAAGUUUCAAGCAUAUUUGUAUAAUGCGAUUCAACUAAGAAUAGGACCGACUAGGCGCCAUAUUUUGACGUCAUAACUGUCAAUUCAAACCAAAUAGGUAGAGUGAGCAAAAAAAUUUUGCUUUUUAAGAAAACUUAUUCACUAAGAUUAAGUGAGAUAAAACAUCAGAUUUUAUAAUAAAAUUAAUUUACUAAGGUUGAGAAAGAACACAACCGAUUUUUAAUAGUAUUUUUUUAUUAAGACUGUGUGAAAAAAAACAUUAUUAGAAUCUAGGCUCUUCAAUUUCGCUCAUCUCUGCAUUACCGCCGGAGAAGUUAUGAAUAAUCAUACAUCCUAUAUGUAAACGAAAGUUCUAAAUCGAGUUUUUGAACGCAACAUAAUGUGACAUUUGGUUGACGAUUUAGAUUAUCAACCAUUCAUAGCCAGAGCUCAAUAAAUGAAAAAACAGAACAACUAAUAUUAAUUAUCAACAUUUGUUAUUGUUUGUUUAAAAAUGUUUGGUUUUUAUUCUAGAAUCAGCUGAGUGCUAAAAAAGUGUUCCGAGAUUUUUUUGCAAACCGUACUUUUGAGGCGACAUUUGACAGAUGGAGGUCAUUGACUUUCCUAUUCUUAUUUGAAUCGCAUUAUAGAGCUGCAAUUUCCAAAUAAUUCAAGAUAUACAGUUACAUUUUUGUGACUUAAUAAAUGUGCUCAUUUUUGUUUAAAACUAGCUGCGUCCCGCGGUGUUACCCGCGGUUUAUUAGGGAUAUUUUUCCGCAGUAAAACGUAACCUAUGAGUUAAUCCAGUGUGUCGGCUAACUCCAUACCAAAUCUCACAAAUUUUCGCAUUUAUAAUAUUAGUGCGAUGAGUAUCCAUCCAUCAAGGGCGGAUCCAGGGGGGGGGGGUCAUGGGGGUC
Chilo suppressalis (striped riceborer) is the source of this 3812-nucleotide messenger RNA. Lineage: Eukaryota; Metazoa; Arthropoda; Insecta; Lepidoptera; Crambidae. The record is from the annotation of a GenBank genome assembly.